CCCAAAUUGCGAGCCCUUCCGUCUGAAUGCUAUGCGAUUUAAAACAUUCCACAGCUUUAUUUAUUUAUUAAAGAAGAUAAUGAUCCUCUGUGGCCAAAUCAUGCUUUCUGGUAUAGUAGCCUAUUUUAAAUGAUUUUGUUUUGUGUAUAGACAGGAGAAGCUAAUUAGGCUAUAUCAUUUUGGCAGUUUUAAUUCAAUUGACUAUAGGGAUAUCUUGUCCUAGCCUUAUGGACGCGCUGCCUAUGCCAAUGUGGCAAAAACACAACCAGUCAUGUUAAUAUCUGAUUGUUAAACAAUCACCUGUAGACUACCCGCGCACAUUCGUCCACUUACAAAAUAACAAUGCACUGUGCAACUGCAAUUUCAUGAAUGGAGAGAUAAAUGUGUUACAAAACACCUACGUGUAUUGUAAUGAGAUCUGUGAUUGUUAGGCCUACACGUAGCCUGAAUCGCGUCCACUGUUGAAGAAAAUACAAUAAUGAUUAAUGGCUUGUAUGUAUUUUUUUCGGGAUUUUGUGGUAAUUGUAAUAGGCUCACGUUUUACCAUUACGGUGUACCCCCAAUAUUUAUUUUGGCAGUAGGCUGGUAGACUGUAGUAGCUUACUUUCACCCCGGAGUGUGUCAGAGGAGUCUGUGACUAGGCUUUAAACCAGGUGUUGUCCUGAGGGUUCGAAACGUUCCAGAACACUGCCUUGAAAAGCUGAGGCUGGUGAAUGAGUCAGCACUCUGAUUAAAGGCUUUUUGGGGAAGGAGAAGGGAAACUGAUUACGCAUAAACACACUUGAACCUUAACCUAUAUCCAUCAGUAGGAUGUCAGCAGCUUUCCAUUCCACCAAGGGGGAACGGGAAAUACCUAUGGAUCUUCAAAUGAAACCUGCUCUCUGUCACAUUUUGGGUGCCAGUAACUCUAGUUUCACUCAGUCAGCUCAGUUUCAGUGACCUGUGUGUAGAUGUAAUGCAGAGGCUCUUUCAAUUUCUGUUCCUAUGAUAACCUCUAUCAUGUAGUGACCAUGUGUGUCCCAGAAGGGCUGUAUAUUUCUCAGAAGAGACUGUGGUCAGCACGGGGAAGUUCAGUUGCAUCUCAAGGAAACAGAAGGGGAGGAGAGGUGUCAGAUGAAAGUGUCACCCUCUAAGUUUCUACUCACUGGGUAUAAAAGACCUUCGAAGCUAGGUUGAUAGAAGACCACUCUCCAUCGAUUACACAGGUGCCUCAACAGACAGUGAACAGAAGAAUAGGGCUCUCUGUAGAGAAUUGAACUGAACUGAGUUGGGCAGGAGUGGACUGAGCUAAACUACAUUGGACGACAGUCAGUGACUAGUUUCGGCUGAUAGAUACACAGGCUUUUCUCUAUAACACACACGAUCCAGUGCUCAGCAGGAGGAUGCCUGUCUCGUGUAGGGAGGCUCUGCUCAUGCUUCUAGCCAGUCUUGGAGGUCAGGUCUGGGGGGAGGUGGGUGACUUCACCCCUUGCCUCCGUUUCUUCUACAUGGAAACUCCCCCAAAAGGCAUGGGGGGAGAGGGGUACCAGCCCAUCUGCCAGCGCUACAGGAACCAGUACCACUUUGCCAGCCUGUACCAGCACCAGCGCCGUGCCACCCUCUACUCUGCCUACAUACUUACCCCUGGAGGAGGCAAACGGCCUGGGAACAAGUGGAUGUAUGAACCACAGUUGGCAUUCUCCGGUGCCAGUCCAGAGAUGCAUAGUUUCCCGCGGCGUGGGCCCGUGGACCAGAAUGUGGUGGAGAGCCAGGCGGUACUCCAGGACUACAUCAACUCUUCCUACACCAAGGGUCACCUCAACCCCAGCCUGCACCACCAGGCCCCAGAGGACCGCCGGGCCACUUUCACCCUCACCAACGUGGUCCCUCAGCGGGCAGCCUCAAACUCUGGCCCCUGGGCUCAGCUGGAGGCUGAGGUGAGGGCCCGGAUGGGUAACUACUGCAUUGGGCCGGCGUAUGUGAUAACAGGGGCGUUGUCAUACCUCUCUGAGCGCUGGAUGGCCAACCGGGUAGCGGUGCCAGAGUACAUGUGGUCUGCCUACUGCUGCCCCUCCUACAACUCUAGUCUCCCCGCCUCACAGAGACCCUACUUCCCAUCAUAUGCUGCUGUGGGCCGGAACGACCCCCAUAGUGGUGGAGAGAUUGUGCCGGUGGACCCCCAGGCAAAGGCCUCGGUUCGGGGGUACGAUGUGAGGCGGAUGCCCCUGGACACCGUGGAGACUAUUCUACAGCAGAGACUGGGCGUCCACAUCAGCCUGUUUCACAAUCAAUGCCUGUGAGCAGGUGUGGUAGUUAGGUAAUUGGCUGUUGAAUGAGAUGUCCCUGUUGAGUGAAAAAUAGAAUCUACAGUGGAACAUAAUAUAUUUGGUGAUUUAAGAUCUUUGAACUAGUUUGCAGACCAGUCAUAACAGACACAGACACACACGCACAGACACGCGCACGCACACACGCACACACGCACGUAUAGGGUGGGUAUUGUGUUUGAUCGCCCUCCAGUGGACUGAAAUAGAACAACAGUCUCAAUACACGAAAGUCAAGCUCUAAAGAACAGCCAGACAGUUCAUUAUCCAUCACAAUGGAUUGUGACAACCUACCCCUAAGGUUAUACACACACACACACACACACACACACACACACAGAGCUUUCAUUAUGUUGCUAUUGGAGUCGGUUAGUACAUGAGUAGAAUACCUUUUCACAUGUACAGUAUAUACUAUUUUAUUAAAACGUCAAAUACGCUGUCAUCUUACUAUGUAUACUUUAUAGAAUAAUACUAUGAAAUUGUAAUUUAAUGUUCGCACUGUACAUUUGAAUGUUAUAUUUAAGGUACUUUUCAAUUAGAUACAAUAUACAUAAAUAUAUGAUAACAAUGGCAUAUUCCACACACUGCUAACAGAUUUCUAUCAUUUGAACUUCCCAAACCCAAAACUGUGAACGGAAUUGUCUCCAAAUACAAACGAAACCUUGCUCACGUGUUGUGGAGCAUUUGUGUGUCAAGGUCACUGAUAAAUGCUGAUCACAUGAAUUUUGACAUGAGCUUGAGAAAGGGGGUGGAAAUCCUCCCAUAGAUAUAUCUGUUGUGAAUCUGGUUGUGACUGGAAAAAAAUGCCAUUGUCAAGGCAGCACUUCCUAAGGUUGUCAGACCAGGACUGGCACACUCGCUCAACUGAGUAGCUCUGCAGGUGUAAGAUAAGCUGAGUAAACACUAACCACUCAACUGGUUCUUCCUGAUGUUAUACAUUUUAAAUAAUAAUACAAAAACUACUACAUACAAACAACAAAUCAACAGUAUAUGAGACAAGGUCCUUUAUGGGCAUUCCCGAUCUGGUUCUUUCUUUCUUUCUCUCUCUCUCUCUGUGUGUGUGUGUGUGUGUGUGUGUGUGUGUGUGCGUGUGUGCGCGUGCACGUGUUCCAGUUGGCUUUAAAGGAGACAUACGUGUGCUGAUAAAAUAGCAUGGGUCCUCUCAUGCUAAAUCAGCUUGGCAAGAAGCAGGUACAUCUUACUGCAGAAAGAGCACUGGUCAAUUCUCCUGGGCCAUUAGACAACCCUGUGGGUGGCCAAACCCCUAUGUGACUGGAAUGUUUUCCCAAUCAGAACAGAGAUGCCCCAACCCAAUCCAGACACCUGC
Messenger RNA from Salvelinus fontinalis (brook trout), 3627 nucleotides. Its product is annotated as endonuclease domain-containing 1 protein-like. The coding region runs from base 1383 to 2279 and encodes 298 amino acids. NCBI's taxonomy places the organism in Eukaryota, Metazoa, Chordata, Actinopteri, Salmoniformes, Salmonidae. The record is from RefSeq and is a predicted model, not a curated record. The transcript is spliced from 2 exons. Gene Ontology annotation, molecular function: hydrolase activity; metal ion binding; nucleic acid binding.